Messenger RNA from Arachis duranensis, 755 nucleotides. RefSeq lists its product as uncharacterized. NCBI's taxonomy places the organism in Eukaryota, Viridiplantae, Streptophyta, Magnoliopsida, Fabales, Fabaceae. The transcript has 5 exons. Gene Ontology annotation, biological process: proteolysis. The coding region runs from base 1 to 615 and encodes 204 amino acids. The record is from RefSeq and is a predicted model, not a curated record. Gene Ontology annotation, molecular function: cysteine-type peptidase activity.
AUGAAAUGCACUGAUGAUCAAUCUGAUGUAAGUUUCAAGACAACAUGGCAACUUCCACCGAGAUUUGUGAUGGAUGUCUUCAACAAGAAAGAUUUAAAGAAGAAGAUGGAAGACUACAUUUAUAAAUUUAUGCAACCUACUGCUGAUUUAAAAUUUAUAUACGUUCCUAUUCAAGAGGAUGACCACUGGUAUCUAAUGGUAAUAUCGGUUUGCGAGCAUACAAUUUAUCACAUGGACACCCAUUUUAAUGAUGACAGAAUUCGCUAUCGUGAACGUGUUAUGAAGACACUAGCACACGUACUGGAGCAAGUCAUCACGUCGAAUUUUUACAAGGAUGAUGGCAUUCAAGAGUAUAAUAAACAAUUUCAUGACUACAAAAUUGAAAGACCAGAAGAUAUACCUCAAUGUUCCUCAAGCUUGAACUCUGCAACUUGGGUGAUGAAGUGGAUGGAUAUGACUUAUGAAUUUAAGCCAUAUGGUAACAACAAGCUUGAUGAUCACGAUAUUCGCAUGAUAACCGCGGUGCAUAUACUCCGGAGUCGGAUCAACUAUAAGAAGCCACAGAUUAUAGCAUCGGUCGAGGAGUUUUGGAAUAUGCACAGUUCUUAUAAUUAAUCUAGAUAGAGUGUAAUACAUUGGUUAGUGCGUAUUUAUUUGUUAGAGUUAGUGGAUGUACUUCUUGCAAAUUUCUUUAAAUGACUUCUUAAACAGAAAUGUAUUGCUUCGUUACUUUUCUCAAUUUUACUCUAUUUCUA